UGGGUUCGGAUUUAAUUCAGGUGCACUCCCACAUAUAACAUCUCUGCUGUUCGUUUAAAGUAACCAUCUCAGUUAGCAGUACAACAGGUCUGCUGACACAAUUCAAAGAGAAACUUUUUACAUUUUCACCCGUUGCCGUGGAUCAGCGCCUUGUUGAAACUGUGCGGAUGGUUUUUCUAAUAGAACUAUAAAUCAAAGCCUAUUGUGAUUGGAUACCAUACCAAACCAUGGAGAGCCAGCAUAGAGAAGCAGCGCAGACUCCGGUACCAGCUUAAUCCCAAGAAGUUGAUUUUCACGAAUUAGGUGGCGGAAUAUGAAAUGACUGAAAAUCAGGAACAUAUUUCUGGUUUAUAGGAACCUACAAACUACACAGUGGACAUCUCACAGUUAUCGGCUUGACAAAUCGCGGGCACGGUGACCUGCUUUCCCCUGUUAAAACAUUACUAUUUAAGUGGCGCAAUAUUUUCAAGAGGAGCAUAAGGAUGGGUUUGGUAUAAAUCGGAGAUAAAUAACAACAGGCCUUCUAUCUUGAUGAUAAAUGAUUGGCUUUAACGUUGGCAACAGGCGUUCUUGGAUUAUUUAGGAGCUUUAAUUUUUUACUCUCCAGAAAAGAUGCUCUUGUGACACAAAUUAAUAAGAGGGUUAUAACAUAUUUAACGGAAACGGGAAACAGUCUAUUGACAAAGUUGGAAAUGUAUCAAGGCCCAAUGCGUCACUCGCAGGAUCACAGGAAUACAAGGCUGCAGUUGCCUGCCUCCGAGAGAAGAGCUUCUCUUGUAGAGUUAACUCGUGAAGUGCGCCUGCUCUACGCUGUGCACAACAGUCGGAGUUAAAUUCAGCUGUUUGCAAACAAAAUAUUGGAGUCCUAGCAAUAGGAACGUGGUAAAAUAAUAGUCGUGCUGAAUUACAUAGAAUUUGACUCAAAUUGACAAGACACAUUUUAAUAACUUUCACAGGCCGCGGCACUUGUUAAGUAGACGAGAAUACAACUAGUGAGUAACGUUUCUAUUCAGAAUGGAAAUAGACUCGUCAUUUUCAAAUGGCAGUAACUUUAAUUUUAGUACCGCGAUUGGCGCCAACAUGAACGUAUCUCUUCUUGGAGCCUCUGGCGAGUUCGGAAACAACUUGACCAGUGAAGGCAGUGGCGUUGUGGACGGAACCCCGGUCAAUCUGUACAAAAUCAUCACCGCAGCUGCGCAAGGAAUUUUAAUGAUUCUAAUAUGCUUCGGUAAUGGGAUGGUCAUCGGUGCCUUCUACAGGUCAGAGAAACUGAAGACCAUUACAAACUACUACAUAAUGCAUUUGGCUUGUGCGGACUUCGCCGUCGGUCUUUUCUUGCCCUUCCAAAUGACUUGCUUUCUACAUCCAGAGAUACUGGAGAAUAUUUUUGUGUGUCUGUUCAGAUAUGCGACUAUGGUCGUCACCCAGUCGGCGUCCAUCCUCUGUCUCCUCGCCAUUACCAUUGACAGAUACUCUGCCGUUAUAUACCACAUGCGUUAUUACAGUGUUAUGUCGCGUCGGAGGUCAAUUUUUACCAUUUUCAUCGUUUGGUUGACCCCCCUUGUGUGCGGCCUCAUGUUGCCUUUUCUAUGGUAUAACGGUUGGCCGGCUGAAGGCGAAAAAGACUGUGACUUCGGAAAGACGCUGACGCUGGGUUACAACCGCUACGUAACGGUUGGAGCGUUCCUGACGGUGACCCUGGUGAUAAUCGGCCUGUACAGUCGGAUCUUCCACGUCGCCAGACGCCACAACGCGCAGAUUAACGACACAGCAACGCUGCAGCCAAACCAUUCCAGUAGGACGUUCAGUCGCAACUUUCGUAUCGCCAAGACGGCGGCCAUCGUGAUCGGGUUAUACCUGAUUUUUUGGUCCCCGUUCUUCAUCAUUCUGGCCAUCCAAGUGUACGGCGGGCUGGUCAACUCUCAGCUGUUGAUUGAACUACGCGUGUACGCCAGUGUUCUAGCCGUACUGAACAGUGCCGUAAAUCCGGUGGUGUACGCGUACCGGAUGUGUGACUUUAAAAGAGAAUUUAGAAGAAUGCUGGGACUGAAAUACACUACAGACGAUUCCAAUGAUAACUGCUCGGUGGGGAACGAGUCAAAUCAGACCACUGGAACCGCUGCUACAGCCGCCGCCAACGUCGCUGAAACAUUUUGAAUCAUUCCAGGCUGCGUGAAGUCAGUGGAGCGCGGAACUCCAAGUCACAGCCUUCCCCCAAAUGCGUUCAUUCCUCAGAUUUUAACCUGUUUCUAGGAAUAUGUUUUAAAGCGUUUGUCAGCCAGGUUUAUUCCGUAGUUGUGUCGAAAAUCGCAAAUUUUUCUGAUGAGCCUUUUUGCCCAGCUCCACAGGGCCCCCGUGUUGACGCAUAGGGUUAAUCUAUGUAAUAUGUCACAUUAUAAGAGUUGAGGAAAGGAAACAUUUUUCCAGUUUGGCGACUGCUUGCUACAAGAGUGAGAGAACGUCAACGUCAUAGGCCGCAUUCAGAACAGAGGACUAACUAGUCCGAGGAUUAAAUAUGGAGACCCACUACAAAGCUUGCCGUCUAAUCAACUAUUAAACGCUGAAUAGAUUCCGUGGGGAAGUCUUCAAGUGAUUCGACCAUAUGUGUAACCCUCGGACUAGUUAGUCCACUGUUCUAAAUGAGGCCAUACAUGUGUCUCACAUUGUCAACGUACUGCACCGCUUCGCCCCCUGGCGGCGUACUCCCUGUAUAUAUACAGCUUUGGAACCUAUUAUUAAUGACGUUAGCAUUGAUCUUCUUAUGCAGUGAGAAACAAUCGGAAUGGAAAAAAUAUCCAUACAUCUGAACCAAUCUAAUUUUAUAUCAGCCGAGAGAAAAAUUGUCGGAAUUGUGCUCUACUCUCGCUGACAUCAAGGUUACGUAAAACUGUAUAUUUCCCCCUUAAAGUCUGAUAUUAUAUUAACACCAGUAACUCUGUGUUAUCGGAUGGUUUCAGAAGAUACCGUCAGAUAGUCUUCACUGAUAUUGUAAUUAUAUUUUUAUCUGUGUUCAAUCUUAACAGUAUAUUUCUGUAUAUUUUUAAUAAUGCAAAGGCUAUAAAUGUGCCUUAAAAUUGAAG
This is a messenger RNA of Lingula anatina, 3080 nucleotides long. Its product is annotated as adenosine receptor A2b. Gene Ontology annotation, biological process: G protein-coupled receptor signaling pathway. Gene Ontology annotation, molecular function: G protein-coupled receptor activity. Gene Ontology annotation, cellular component: membrane. The record is from RefSeq and is a predicted model, not a curated record. Lineage: Eukaryota; Metazoa; Brachiopoda; Lingulata; Lingulida; Lingulidae.